Molecule: messenger RNA, 1000 nt
Organism: Panicum virgatum (switchgrass)
Lineage: Eukaryota; Viridiplantae; Streptophyta; Magnoliopsida; Poales; Poaceae
Exons: 1
Coding region: 123-605 (160 amino acids)
Source: RefSeq, a predicted model, not a curated record
UUUUUCUUUUCUUUUUUUGAAAAGAUUCUGCAUGCUGUUCUCUGAAAAAGAGAUGUCACCAUACUUGGAUUUGGACAUGGCCCAACCCGAACCUCGUUCUUCAUGGGCCGAUCCAUCGUUGAAUGGGCUUAUUAGAAAUUUUCGUGGGCCGAUCCCAUCGUUUUAUCGGGCCUCUGACAAACUUUACUGGAGAUCGCUGUCGAAUUCUCAAGAGUCCAGAGGAAAAGAGAUCACGCCGGGACCGAACAGCGCCGCCGAUUUUCCCACGGAACUCCAUGACCGGCGGCAGCGGCGGGAGACGACGAGACCGCGAGUCCGACCCAGACGCCUCGACGGCGCUGCCCGUCCCGGGGCCUUGCGCCUCGACGCAGCGGGCGCUCGCCGAGUGCCGCCGCCGCGCCGCCCGCGGGCCGCUGCAGCCAGAGGUGCUGUGCUGGCACCUCAACCGGGCGCUGGCGGAGUGCGUCGUGACCGCGUGCUGCCCCGAUGAGAUCGAGGCCGUCCGCACCCUCUGCGGCAGUGCCGGCACCGAGCUCAAGCGCACGCAGUGCCAGCGCGCGCGGAUCGACCUCUCCAUCUGCCUCGAGGCACAUCAGGAGCCCUGAUCUAUGUGGGCAAUCUCAUCCGGUACAGGCGUACAGCGAUUCCCUUUGAUGAUCAAACGCGUUUUUCUACGUGUAGUUCACAUACUUUGUAGAAUGUAAUCUUGUUAUGGAACAUUAGCCCCAACCAAUUCUGUAUACAAAAUUGUACAUUAGAGAUUAUUACUCUGAAUGCAAUAUUAGAGAUGCAGCUGGAUUGGACUCUAAAAAGAUGCAUGUAUUUUGGCAUCUGCAUGGCUUUCAUGGUAUGAUCUUGAGUAUCCAGUUGUAUUCUUGGAAAGACGUCAUGAAUUGCAAUUUGCUUGCAUGGAUUCAGAACAGUGUAAAGCAACUUCAAGCAAAGUUUGCACAAUGCUGUAGUCCGUAUUAAUUAGUAUACGCAAUAUCAUGUUUAUUCA